Messenger RNA from Aaosphaeria arxii CBS 175.79, 2619 nucleotides. RefSeq lists its product as uncharacterized. The transcript has 2 exons. Gene Ontology annotation, biological process: protein phosphorylation. Bases 490 to 2457 code for a protein of 655 amino acids. NCBI's taxonomy places the organism in Eukaryota, Fungi, Ascomycota, Dothideomycetes, Pleosporales. Gene Ontology annotation, molecular function: protein kinase activity; ATP binding. The record is from RefSeq and is a predicted model, not a curated record.
UAUAUGUUGGUCAACCCUGAUGGCUAGUACUGUACCAGUUACAAAGGAUAAAUCUGUUAAUAUGGAGUAUUCGUAGGUUCUACGAAAUCUGACAAUGACGGGAUCCGCCUCGUUCACCGGUAUCCCGGUGAGCAAACCGACGAUAGCCUUAAGGCAUGCGUUGGCGAUCAUAAAGCCAUCAAGGCUGAGCUGCAGUAGGCUGCGUUGUUACCCUGCCUCAAUGAUGGAGCCUCGCCUAGAGCCUUGAGGCGCUUAAGUAUGUGCCGCAUCCCUUUUCGAUGGUGGCCCAGAUCGCUUUUCCUCGCAGAUUCCGAUACUGUUCUUCACAUAUCGUAUGCGACAGGGUUGUUAGAUACAACGAAUCGUGAAAUCAUAGUGUGCUGUCGAAUAGCCGAUUAAGCCUGGAGCCCGUUUAAAUUUUUUUCAAUCGAACAGAUUUGUAGAAAGAGUUCAUUUGAGUGGUUGGAUAGUCAUUGACUCUUUGUAAACAUGGCGGAGUUGGCAUUAGGCAUAGUAUCAUUGACCUUUGAGGUCUUCUCAGGAUGUGUGCAAGGCUACCAACUCAUCACCGAUGCAAAGCACAUGCCCACAGACUGCCAGCAUCUUCGAGUCCGCCUAAAGACCGAGCAGUACCGUCUCCUUGAUUGGGCCGACGUCGUCAAGCUAGACGAGACAGACGAGAGCCUCCUCGUCAGCAAUUCCAGUAAAGGUCUUCUACUCGAUGUGCUCGACCAACAGCGAAGGUUACUACGUCAGUUCGGCCGACUGGACGAGAAGUACAAGAAGCUCACGCGGCCGCUCCUCGUUGAAUUCGCAGAGGAACAUGGGCGGCUGCCGAACCCUCCAGCGUACUCCCCUGAGAGCCCGACUCUGGAGCGUGCAGAUACCGAUUUUGCACGACGCUUCCCGCAGUCAGAGAUCUUGCUCAAGAAGUCUCUAGCCUAUGCUGCUAAGGCGUUUGAUAUCCCUCGUAAGCUCAAAUGGGCGUCGUUCGAUCGGGUCAAGAUGGAGAAACUGGUGUUGCAGUUGUCGACGUUCAACGACUAUAUGCGUGAGAUGCUCAACUCAUCGCAGCUCGAGACUCUCGCCAUCAAGCAGACACGAACCGAGUUCCAGAUUAUGCAACUGAACAGCAGCGUCCAGGACCUCGCCCAGAUUAUCAAUUCGACCUUCCUAUCGAGGAACACUCGCAGGCAACGAGGGCCGAGCCUUUCGAUGAGCCCAGUUCGAGCGAUCCUGCAGGCACGCGGACUGGACGACAGCGAUGACGACAGAGAAUCAUACAACCCGGAACUGCAGAGCCUCGCAGCCCUGGCCCAGACCAAAGCACUCAACUCUGCCAUCGACGACCCUACCAUCUUCACCGACGAAUUCACCCACUCCAUCAAGAUGCCCAACACGGCCUCCGAGAUCCGGGCCGUCGAGCUCGACCGUAAACACAUCCACAUCAUCGACGAAGAAGACGAAGAUAACGAAUUCCAACGCGUCGAAGCCUACUACCAGCGCCCACACGGCAAGAAAACCUCCGUCUGGAUCGAAUGGAACACCUACGAACCCCCAACCUACCACCACACUGGCCCGGACCCGAAACUCCACGAGCGCGUGAAAGCCCUCGUCGCGCUCCUCCGCGAAAACAACCGCACCAACCAAUUCCGCGCACCCCACUGCCUGGGCUACUUCCAAGACCUCGACCCAGACACAGGAGACGACCACUACCGCUUCGGCAUCGUCUUCGAGAAGCCCAGCUCCGCGCAUCCGUCCACGCGACCGACCUCCCUCCACACCCUCCUCACGACCCCGUCCCCCGCCCUCGAAGUCCCCUCCCUAACCUCCCGCAUCGCGCUCAUGUGCCUCCUCUCCGAGAACCUCGAGCGCCUGCACGCCGUGAACUGGCUGCACAAGGGCCUCCGGUCCUCCAACAUCCUCUUCUUCUCCGACUCCGGCAACGCAGACAUCGAAUACAACCUCGCAUUCAUCUCCGGCUUCGACUACUCCCGCCCCGCGCUGUCCGACGACAUGACGGAGAAGCCGCCCGAGUCUGCCCGCGAGGACAUCUACCGCCACCCUGCGGUCCAAGGGUCGGGUAACCGCGAGGGGGUGGGCGGUAGGAGCUAUAGGAAGUCGUUUGAUUUGUAUGCGCUGGGGGUCAUUCUGUUGGAGAUUGCGUACUGGAAGCCCAUUGAUCAGAUACUGGGGAUUGAGAAUUUGAGGGCCGCGAAGCCGAGUGUGACGUACAAGGCGAGGGCGAGGUUGCUGGAUGAGAGUGAGGGGUAUUUGAGGUGGGUGAACAGUCAUCUAGGGGGCAGGGUUGUUGAGGUUGUGAGAGCUUGUCUUGAAGGACCCCAGGCGUUUGGGUUGGUGGAGGGGGAUGAUGAGAAGUUGGAGGAGGUGGGGGCGAGGUUGCAGAGGGGGUUUUAUGAGAAGGUUGUUAGGGUUUUGCAGGGGGUGAGGGUUUGAAGAGUUGGGGAAGGCGUUGUGAUGGUGUUUUGGCCUACCUACCCAAGGGGCGCUUGCGAGCUUGCUUUUAUAUCAUCUUGAUAGUCAUAUUUAUAGAGGGAGAACAUUUCGAACAGAAGUUUCAAGUAUACAGGAAAAGGGGAAGCGUUCCAACCUUUGUCC